CUCUUCUUAGUUUCCCGACUCGCAGCCUUGCGAGUCAGUACAGCGCGAACCGCGGAGGGAUUAAAAACAAGCACGUCGAGUGGAGAGCAGCGGAGCAGCGAGCCCCAUCAACCACCACCACCAUGUUCCCCGGGAGGCUGCGGGUAUGCGCGGCCCUGUGCGUGUGGAUUACGGCGCUGGCGAGCACGCGGAGCGGCGGCGUGGGCGCGAGGAGGCAGGACGACUCGUUCACGGCGGCGGCGGCGGCAUCCAGCGUGUACCGGGCUCGGUGCGCGUCUCGAUGCCUCAGCCUGCACAUCACGCGCAUCUCCGCCUUCUUCAAGCACUCGCAGAACAACGGAUCCUUGGUGUGGUGCCAGAAUCAUAAGCAGUGCUCCAAGUGCCUGGAGCCCUGCAAGGAAUCCUGGGACCUGAAGGAAAACCAAUGCCAGGAUCUAUGCGAGCCACUCUUUCCCAAGAAGCACUACGAGUGCCUCACCAGUUGCGAGUUCCUGAAGUCCAUCGAGGGCGUGAAGCAGGGCGACUGUCCUGCCCCAGAGAAGGCCAGCGGCUUUGCAGCGGCCUGCGUGGAAAGCUGCGAGGAGGACGGAGAGUGCUCGACCGUUAAGAAAUGCUGCUCCAAUGGCUGUGGCCAUACCUGUCAGCUCCCCAAGAACCUGUACAAAGGAGUCCCCCUGAAGCCGAGGAAGGAGCUGGUGUUUGUCGAGCUGCCCUUGGGCCAGCUGGAGAUCCGCUGGUCAUCCAAGUUCAACAUUUCGGUGGAACCCGUUCUUUACGUGGUGCAGCGGCGCUGGAACUUUGGCAUUCACCCCAGCGAGGACGAUGCCACCGAGUGGGAGACGGUCGUGCAGACUGCCGAGGAGCGGGUCCAACUGGCCGACAUCAGAGCCAGCAGAUGGUACCAGUUCAGAGUGGCCGCGGUCAACGUGCACGGGACCCGCGGGUUCACUGCGCCAAGCAAACACUUCCGCUCCACUAGAGACCCGUCCGCCCCGCCACGCCCGAGCAGCCUCUGUGUCACCAACGUGACGCAGGGAGAUGAAGGUCUGGUGACAGUUCGUCUCAACUGGAGCUUGCCAGAGGAGCCCGACAUUCCCAUACAUCACUACAAAGUGUUCUGGAGCUGGACUGUGCCCACCAAGUCGACGGUUCCGUCCAAGAAGAGGAGGAGAAAGACCACCAACGGGGCCCAGAACUGGGUGGACCUGGAGGCCCUGCAAGUCAACAGCAGCUACACUGUGGAGCUGCAGGCCGUGACGUAUUGGGGACAGGUGCGGCUGAAGAGUUCCAAAGCUUUGCUGCAAUUCAGCACCACCCAGAAUUCCGAAUCAGUAAAAUCAGUGCACAAGUCAAAGAAAGAAGAGAUACCCCCCGCUGGACCAACAUUGGCAAAGGCAAAGCGACCUUCUGGCCCGCUGGAGGUGGGCACACCCUUCUACCAAGAUGGCCAGCUGCAAGUUCGUGUCUACUGGAAGAACCGCGGCGAGCCUGGAAUGAACCGCUACCACAUCCAGUGGAUGCCUGAGUACUGCCACCACAACGAGACGCGGGGACCAGAAAAAUCCUCCACGCAGGAGAACUACAUCAACCUCCCAGGCCUGUUGUUCUCCUGCAAGUACAAGGUCACGGUUCACAUGCUCAAGUCCAAGAGACGCUCCAAGGAGGAGAGCAUCACCUUCCUCACGCCGUCCUGCGCUACCAUCCGGAGCAAGACUCACAAACACAUCCCCUGCCCGGGAGAGGGAGCUGCAGUACUUCCUAAAGUUUUGGCCAAGCCCGAAAACCUGACGGCAACGUUUUCCAUCAACGGAGGAAAUAUCACCGGCAGCUUCCUGUGGCGUGUGUCUCGGGUGGCGGCGCACCAACGCAUUACGGGUUUUCAAGUCACCUGGGCUGAAAUCACCACCGAGAGUCGACAGAAUAGCCUGCCCAACAGCAUUAUUUCCCAGUCUCAAAUCCUGCCUCCGGAUCACAAUCUGCUGGUCGUGUCCAACCUGCGGCCGUCCACCUACUACAGACUGGAGGUGCAAGUAAUAACGAGUGGAGGGGAAGGCCCCGCCACGGUCAAGACCUUCCAGACUCCCAACAUAUUACCGGUCAAUCAACAUCGGCCCAGACUCCGGCAAUACCAUUCGCAUCACCAGAAACCAUCAGUCGAAAGACACUGAGUCGCAAAGUGAGGCAAAUCCAGUCGCUUUUUCCCUCCCAUCCGUCAGAGACUAUCCGGAAAGAAAGCGUGGAAUGGUGAACUCUCCCGAAAACCAACGCCCCCACCAUCCUCCCUUUCCAUUUAUGAAAUAACAAGUCCUCGCCCUUCAAGGCACCACAAGACAUCCCCUUCCGAACCCUUCAGACUCCCUACGUCAGACCGGUGUGUACAGUUUUCAUUUGGCGAAUUUGACUACAAAAUCGACUGUUGUGCAUUUGCUAGUACGCAGCUCUUAAUGGGAAUCCGACACGUCGACAACAGCAGCAGCGAUCGUAGUUUCAAGGCGGUCCGAGAGAACGCGCAACACAGAGAAACGAUAUGUUCUGUCGCAGAUUUGUGAAGAAAAGGACGAGAUCUAUUUAUUUUGUCACGGUUGUCUAACCCAGAAUCUGAGUUCCGUUGCAUGUAGUCCAUUCAACUUAAAAAAAAAAAAAAAAAAAAAAAGUCGGAGCUCCAAUUGGAGAGCUUUUGCAUGACGACUGUUGGCAUGGAAGAAAAAAACAAACAAACUUAAAUGCUCCUUUUUCAGUAUGUUAGAGAUAUUCCAUUAACGGAUUAACAAAGAACUAUACUGGGAAUACCAUGCGAUGUUUAUUAAUGAAAUUAUAACGUGUGGAAAUGAUGCAUUGUACAUCUUGGCUGUAGAAAUGUUUGUCGUGGAACAGUCAGUGAAUGUCGAUAUUUAUUUAUGUGUGUAUUCUAGUUUGAUUUGGAUGUGUGUGGAUGUGGAUGUUCCCGUGUGUUUUAGUCUCUACUUUUGUUUUACGUUUUUGUUUUUGGAAGCAACACAAACCUUGUAAAGACACUUUGUAAAAAUGGAAUUGUAAAUACGGUCUUAUGUUACAUGUUAUUUUUCCAUGGUAGAAACUGUACAAACUGCGAAGUAAUAAAAUAAUCCUUAACCAGA
Molecule: messenger RNA, 3116 nt
Organism: Hippocampus comes (tiger tail seahorse)
Lineage: Eukaryota; Metazoa; Chordata; Actinopteri; Syngnathiformes; Syngnathidae
Gene: anos1
Product: anosmin 1
Exons: 14
Coding region: 123-2168 (681 amino acids)
Biological process (GO): neuron differentiation
Cellular component (GO): extracellular region; cell surface
Molecular function (GO): protein binding; peptidase inhibitor activity
Source: RefSeq, a predicted model, not a curated record